UCAGGCGGGUGAAAUUACUGAAAAAAAUUUUCAAUAAAAAUGUCCACGACGUGGAAAAAGUACGUCCUCUGGUUCGCCCAAGAACACGUGGAUUUCCGGCAGGCAGAAAUCGCUUCGCUGCUUCGGCUAUGGAACCUCAAGAUGAACACCGCCGUAAAUCACAAACCGGAAAAUCCCUUCUGGAUUGUAGAACUCCCGGAUGACGAGGCGGCUCGGAAGUUGGCAUCCCGUUCGAUGUCCUUGCGGUGCAUUUUUGAACUGUGGACGCAUUCCAAUUUCCACAGUACAUUCCACGACCAGUUGAAAGGAUUCAUCAAGACCAACCAAGCCACGUUGAGCCCAGUGUUUGAAAAGGAUCGUAGCUUUAAGAUCACUGUCGAAACGUUCAACAAACAUUUCUCGCAAACCGAGAAGGUGGCGAAAAUCGAAACGCUGAACUAUCUACCCGCGCAAGGGCCAGUCAAUUUGAAAACACCGGAUGUGCAUUUCUGGUACAUUGAGUUUUGGGGACUGGAUCCGAUGGAUGUUCCGGGGCAGCCGUUGGAUGUGUUAUUCGGAAAGUGGGUGGUCGAUGGCCGGAGGGAUAUGAUUAAUGAGAUAUCUCUGAAGAAGCGGAAGUUCAUUGGGAAUACUUCGAUGGAUCCGCAGCUGUCGCUGCUUAUGGCCAAUCAAGGUCUGGCAAAGGAAGGUGAUUUGGUAUACGAUCCGUUUGUGGGGUCCGGAUCGCUACUGGUGGCGGCGGCAAAAUUUGGCGCGUACGUGUUGGGGGCAGAUAUCGACUAUAUGACGGUUCAUGGAAAGUCUAAGCCGACCAGGGUGAACCAAAAGGUGCGGGAUGCGGAUGAGAGCAUAUAUGCCAAUUUGAAGCAGUAUGGAUGUGAGCGGUACUUUCUGGACGUUCUUGUGUCGGAUUUUUCCAGGAGCAUUUGGAAGGACAGCAUUCAAUUUGAUAGUAUUAUCACGGAUCCGCCAUAUGGCAUUCGAGAAUCAACCGAACGGAUUGAGUUCAAGACGCAGAAACGAGCAACUUGUUUGAACGAAGACAGUGUUCACUAUCCAUCUACCUCGCCGUAUCAGUUCGAUCAGCUUUAUCGGGACCUGAUGAACGUUUCUGCGCGGUACCUCAAACUGGGAGGUCGAUUGGUCUGCUGGUUUCCCAUUUUACGAAAGGACUCCACUUUGGAUAUGUUGCCUCGUCACAAGUGCCUACAGCUCGUUGCCAACUCGGAACAACCGCUUACGGUGUACAGUGCGCGCCGGUUACUAACCUACGAGAAGGUUUCCGACCGUGAGGAGGAUAUGGACUCCUAUGAGCUGUCUCAGGUGAUGAUUGACAACUUCCGGCAGCGAUAUAUGAAGACGGUACUGCAGAACAGUGGCACCCGUAAGGAACGACGGCUAGCGUUGCGAAACGUCGGUCGCGAUGAGGCACUGAAACGAGGCAAGUUGCUGGGCAUCGACGGGAAGUGGAAGUUUCCCAAAGAGGAGGAAGGUGAUAAAACCACGGAGCAAUAAAGGGAGCCAAGCGCUCGAUGACAACUGAA
Messenger RNA from Ochlerotatus camptorhynchus, 1544 nucleotides. Its product is annotated as tRNA (guanine(10)-N2)-methyltransferase homolog. NCBI's taxonomy places the organism in Eukaryota, Metazoa, Arthropoda, Insecta, Diptera, Culicidae. Gene Ontology annotation, molecular function: nucleic acid binding; methyltransferase activity. The record is from RefSeq and is a predicted model, not a curated record. Bases 40 to 1515 code for a protein of 491 amino acids. Gene Ontology annotation, cellular component: cytoplasm. The transcript has 4 exons. Gene Ontology annotation, biological process: methylation.